Molecule: messenger RNA, 2664 nt
Organism: Phacochoerus africanus (Common warthog)
Lineage: Eukaryota; Metazoa; Chordata; Mammalia; Artiodactyla; Suidae
Gene: MTIF3
Product: mitochondrial translational initiation factor 3
Exons: 6
Coding region: 367-1200 (277 amino acids)
Biological process (GO): mitochondrial translational initiation; ribosome disassembly
Cellular component (GO): mitochondrion
Molecular function (GO): translation initiation factor activity; ribosome binding
Source: RefSeq, a predicted model, not a curated record
ACGCAGGCCGAAGCCCCGCCUACUACGGAAGGCGAAAGGGAGCCCCGUUUGCGGGCUCCUUCGGCCAAACCUUACCAAUCGGCGGCCCAGUACAGCCGGCAUUCUCCUCUAAAGAACACUUUUCUUCAUCAACUGGGGAUGAUUAAAAUUCUUCCUCACCAGACUUUCCUGCUUUUUUGUGGUUUGGAGGCUUCCUCCACCAACAAGUAUCUGACUGUUACUGGACAGUAAGCGUCUCAGCUUUUUAGAACCCAGUUCCGUCCCACUCUAGAGCCUCUACGGCAUCUGCAGCUGGAGGCCUGCAGUUAAUGACCGACAGUCAAUCAUUCUCUGUGGACGAAACAUCUGGCACAAACCUCACUGAGGAUGGCUGCUCUUUUUCUAAAGAGGUUAGCAUUUCAAACUGUAAGGACUGAGACUAGCUGCACUGCAAGAUGUCUGGGUAAACGCGUGGGACAAAAGACGUUGCCAGCCCCGCCGCACCAUGUCGCUUCUGCCCCCAGACCGUCCUGCCUCAUUCAUGCAAAAGCUUUUAGUACUGAGGACGCCCAGGAGGAAAGAAAAAAGAAGAAAAAGCAUGAGACGGCCUUCAGUAACGUCGGGAGAAAAAUCCACGAGCGCAUCAUCCACGUGCUGGACGAGCAGGGCAACGACCUGGGCCACGUGCACCGCGCCGACGUCAUCAGGCUCAUGGCCGAGCGGGACCUGCGGCUGGUGAGGAGGGACCCGGGCGCCGAGCCGCCACGGUACCAGCUCCUGACGGGCGCGCAGAUCCACCAGGAGCGGCUGCGCCUCCGAGAGGCCGAGCGGGCCGAGCCUAAGCCAGGACCCACCCUGACAAAGGAACUGAGUUUUUCUUCAAAUAUUGGACAGCAUGAUUUGGACACCAAGAGUAAACAGAUUCAGCAAUGGAUUGAGAAAAAAUACAAAGUUCAAAUUAUAAUAAAGAAAGGGAGGAAUGCAGAGGAGCCAGAAAACAAAAUGGAGGAGCUAUGCAACCAAAUCCUCCAGACUAUGCCUGGAAUAGCUACCUUCUCUUCCAGGCCACAGCUCAUCAGAGGGGGAAAGGCAAUGAUGUGUGUUCUUCGCCCCUUGAGCAGAAAGGAGGAAGCGAACAGAGCGGCACAGGGGCCCCCGAGAGGAGACCCGCUGAGCAGAGAAGAUGGGAACCACGGGGCCUCCGACGUGCUGCACCAGUGAUUUUAAUAAAAGCGUGCUUCUGAGGGGACCUAACUGAGCUGGCUGGUCUGUGGUCCUCCAAGCAGGGCAGUCCCGUGUUCAGCUGGGCUCAGCAUCCUGACGGCGGAGGGCACGUGGCACUCAGGGCCGUCCAGCGACUCCUUGCUUCUAGGCAAAGACACGCCCUGGUCCUGUUUCCUCUUCGGAGGGAUGUACCCGCUGAGACGAGAGGCCAGACUCCGUUUUUCACGAGAUGGCUUCACCUUUGGGGAUAAGGAAGACAUACAGUUGGCCCUCCGCAUCUGCAGGUUCAACCAACAGCUCAUCAAAAAUAUAAAAAAAAAAAAAGAAAAGGGAGUCCCCACUGUGGCUCAGCAGGUUAAGGACCCAACAUAGUCUUCAUGACGAUGCGGGUUUGAUCCCAGGCCUUGCUUAGUGGGUUAAGGAUCCCAUUUGCCACAAGCUGCAAUGUAGGUGACAGCUGCAGCUCCAAUUCGACGCCUGGCCCAGGAACUUCUCUAUGUCACAGGGGCGGCCGCAAAAAGAAAAAAAUUCAGGAAGUUUCAAAAAGCAGUUUGAAUUUGCCAUGUGCCAACAAUACUUCCACUGUAUUGGGUAUUGUAAGUAAUGCAGAGAUGGUAUGAGGUGUCUGGGAGGACAUGGGUAGGUUAUAUGCACAGAGAGCUGACACCUGAACAACUGGGGUUAGCACGUGACAUCUGCACAGUCAAAAAUUCUCAUGUAACUAUCUGAGCACCUGUGGGUUUUGCUACCCUGGAGGAUCCUAGAACCAGUUCCCCAUGGAUACCAAGGGAUGGUGGUAAUUUGAAUUCAAAAUUAAAACUGUCAGACUUGGGUACCUAUCAGGUACAUAACUACCAUAGUACAUACAACAAUACAGCUACUGCCGUGAAAUGGAAUGUGAAGUCCCGCAGUUCCUGGUGUGGCUCAGCGGGUUACCAACCUGAAUAGUUUCCAUGAGGAUGCAGGUUCGAGCCCUGGCCUUGCUCAGUGGGUUAAGGACGGGCAUUGCCGUGAUCCGUGGCGUAGGGUGCUGAUGUGGUUUGGAUUGGGCAUUGCUGUGGCUGUGGGGAGGCCAGCACCUGCACCUGCGAUUUGACCCCUAGCCUGGGAACUUCCAUAUGUCACAUGAGCAACCCUAAAAAGACAGAAAAGGAAAAAAAAAAAAAAAAACUUGAGGUCCACACAACUGCCUUUCAUAGUACAGAAUCACACAGUAAUUAGUAGCUGGAAAUAGGCUAAAAAGACUGCAUCUGGUUUAAGCCAUUUAUGUUUGAAGAUUAACUGCUAAGUGGUCUCAGCGUACCUUGAGCUUCAUCUUCUUCUUGUCGGGGUCGUGCACGACGGCGUGCCUGCUGAGACUCUGCUGCAGGGAGGGAGAAACAGCCAUGUGUGUGAACACUGCCGUCUGGUGUCUGUUACUGUGAAAACCCCCUGAGUUACUUGAAUAAACUGUCGGCCUUC